AUGCAAAGACGUUCAACAUUAGAUAAAAGUUCAAAUAAUUUAUUUGAAAAUAUUGAACAAUUAGGUGCACUUGAUUUAUUCUCUUGUGGACAACUUUCAUAUGAUACUAUAUUAACAUCAAUUCAAAGUAAUAAUACAUUGCCAUUACCAGUUAAUGUGAUGAAUAUUUUCGUACAUGCUUUGACAAUAUCAUUAAUAAGUUAUUAUUUAUGUAAAUCUGGUAUAUUACUUGAACAAACAACAAAAGAAUAUUUAAUGAAUUAUAUAUACAUUUAA
Molecule: messenger RNA, 276 nt
Organism: Rotaria sp. Silwood1
Lineage: Eukaryota; Metazoa; Rotifera; Eurotatoria; Philodinida; Philodinidae
Source: the annotation of a GenBank genome assembly